This is a messenger RNA of Tachysurus vachellii, 4428 nucleotides long. It is a transcript of the gene fbxo10, whose product is annotated as F-box protein 10. The transcript has 12 exons. Lineage: Eukaryota; Metazoa; Chordata; Actinopteri; Siluriformes; Bagridae. Gene Ontology annotation, molecular function: protein binding. Gene Ontology annotation, biological process: regulation of apoptotic process; ubiquitin-dependent protein catabolic process; protein ubiquitination. The record is from RefSeq and is a predicted model, not a curated record. Bases 166 to 3018 code for a protein of 950 amino acids.
AUGUCUCAUGGACACCGGGAAAAACGGGAUCAAGCAGCUCGAGGAAAAACAAGGCAUCUGUGAUGUUUAUGCGGCGCGAGCGAGUCAACAUUUGCCUUGAAACAAUGAAGCAGCAACAUAGUCGCAGGUGAUGUUCCUUCAUAUGACAUAACCCCUUUGUCAGUGAUGGAGGUGUCCAGCCUGCCUGCGGAGCUGUGGCGCCUUAUCCUGGCCUAUCUACCACUGGCUGACUUGGGUCGUUGUUGCCUGGUAUGCCAUGCAUGGCGGGAACUCGUGCUGAGCCUGGAUAGCACACGCUGGCGUCAGCUUUGUCUGGGCCUCCCAGAGUGGCGGCAUCCAAAUUGGCCACGCCGACCUCACCUGGCACCGCCAUCCUGGCGUGAGGCACUGCGCCAGCAAGCCCUGGCCAGUCGCACGUGGACGCAGAAUGGAUCCGAACUCCACUCGUCUACCUGCCUGCACCUGUUCCGGCGUAGGAAGGACAGGAAAGUGUGGCAUGUUGGCUCUGUGCCCGGGCAUGGCUAUGAGACACUGAGAGGAGCACUGGCAACUGCUGGGCCAUACGAUCGCUUGCUGCUCCACCCAGGUAUCUAUGAAGAACAAGCAGAAGUGACUCUAAAAGUGCCUGUUGAGAUUGUAGGUAUGGGCAAGCUUGGUGACGUGGCUUUGCUGGUGAGCUUCGACCAGCAGUGCCCGACUGCUAGGCUGUGUAAUUUGGUUUUGAUGCCAGCCUGGUUUUCACCAGUGGUGUAUAAGACAUCUUCAGGUCAUGUCCAGUUGGACAACUGCAACUUUGAGGGCUGUCAGUUGCAUGUCAGAGGACCGGGAACCUGCCAAGCCCGCUUCUGUUCAUUCGCCCAGGGAAGCUCUGCUCACUUUCUAGGUGUGGCCAUCAGCCUAAUGGACAGCUGUGAGUUUUCCGGUGGUGACUCUGCCUCGGUUACUGUGGAAGGCCCACCGGUUUCAGAGCGCAACUGGGCUUGUAAACACCUGGCUGCUUUGGCUAAAAUGUUAACCGUCUCAACUGUGAGGGGCUCGGAUACAAAAGACAACCUGGAUGGAGUCAGUCCCAUAGGUUCUGCCCUAGAGGACUGGACUAAACAAGACAUGGACUGGGAAACUGGCUGGACCAAAUUGAAACCUGUUAAUGGAGGUCUGCUGUCUGGUCAGGAGGGCACGAUGAUCGAGGACGACAGCAUGGACACAUCGAGCGAAUCUGGUGAGGAGGAAAAAGUAGAAAAUGGAAAUAGCAUGGGUUAUACACUGUCCUACAAGCAGCACGGUCUUGCGCACCUGUCGGAGCCACGGAAGCCGGAUUUCUCUACGUUUCCUGUGCUGUUGAGCCUAUGUGCAGAGCUGCAGAGGGACGCGGAUGCACAGGAGCUGGGAAAUUCGGUACAAGGGUGCAUACUGCAUCACUGCCUGCUGCACGACGGCAAAGGGGGCGUUCAUCUGUGUAACCAUGCCCAGGCCAGACUGGAGUCCAACGUGUUCCGAGGACUCAACUAUGCAGUGCGCUGCAUCCAGUAUGCCAAGAUGGUGAUGUUGCGCAACGAAGUGAGUGGGUGCCGAGCAUCUGGUGUUUUCUUGCGGCUCUCUGCUCAAGGCCUCAUCGCCGAAAACAACAUCCACUCAAACGGAGAAGCAGGACUCGACAUACGCAAAGGAGCCAAUCCCAUCAUCCUGUGUAACAGAAUCCACAGUGGCCUACGUUCCGGGAUCGUCGUCCUGGGCAACGGGAAAGGUUCCAUCCGCAGCAACCAGAUCUACGGCAACAAAGAAGCCGGAGUCUAUAUUCUUUUCAAUGGCAAUCCUGUGGUCAGCGGGAAUCACAUAUUCCAAGGUCUUGCUGCCGGCAUUGCUGUUAAUGAGAAUGGAAGAGGACUGAUUACCGGGAACGUGAUAAGGCAGAAUCAGUGGGGUGGCGCGGACAUCCGUCGAGGAGGUGAUCCGGUCCUGCGUAAUAACUUCAUCUGUCAUGGCUACUCCGACGGAGUGGUGGUAGGGGAGAGAGGAAGGGGUCUCAUUGAGGGCAACCACAUCUACGGCAACAGGGGCUGUGGGGUGUGGGUGAUGUUAUCAAGCCUUCCGCAGUUGAUUGGAAACUACAUAACCCAUAACCGCAUGUACGGGCUGGCCGUGUUUUGCCGGAAGGACCCGGCAUUUUCAGCAGGCAGUGAGCGAGGAGGAGGAGGAGAGCGGGAGAGAGGAGGCCAGGAGAACUUUCAUGAAGAAGGUGAACUUUUAGCAUGGGAGAGCGACAUGGACAGUGAAGACGAGCGAUUCUCAACCCGUCGCCCAAUCACUGUUGCUUUAGUGGAGAAUAACUGUAUAAGCCAAAAUGGAGCGGUGGGCGUGUACGUGAAAAGCAGCGAGGCGCUGAACGUGGUGGGUAACAUGGUGGCCAGCAAUCGGGCGGCUGGCGUGGCCAUCGUUCAGAGUGCGCAACUGACACGACUUGUCAGCAACUGCAUCCUUGGUAAUGGCAGGGCCGGAAUCACGGUAGACCGGGAAUGUCGAGUGGAGCUCCGAGGCAAUGGCAUUUACGGUAACAGUUACCAUGGUGUGUGCUUCCGUGGUGACGGGCAGAUCAUGGAAAAUGACGUGGCCGGGAACGGGGCAGUCGGGAUACGGCUGAUAGAAAGUGCAGAUGUGAAAGUUCUGAGGAAUCGUGUGCAGUCUUUGCGUGGUUGUGCCAUCUCUGUAAGAGAGAGGGUUCGAGGUGUGAUCCAGGAAAACCUGGUGUACCAGGGCUACCCUGAUAACAAUAAACCGCACAUAUACACCGACCCUCUCAACCAAGAGUGUGUCGUGCUCAGCAACACUCUGCUCACACACAGACCAAACACAAGCUGGGCUUUGGAAAACCCGCCCCCUCGUCCUGUCGGCAGCAAUCCGCCGAGCUCCGCCCCUUCGUCGCGCCCUGCCCAGCUCGCCAUCAGCAUGACGAGCCGGAUCACUGCCACUGUAGAGAGCGGCUGCCAUAACAACGGCAGCAUCUUCUGUUGCAUUCUAUGAGGUCACUUUUUGCACUUAUUUACUGGGAAUAAAAGCACUUUUAUUAGGACGUAGCCUAAAUAGUUUUAUCUUACUAAUCGCCACGGGUGAAAAUGACUUGGAUAUGUGUGUGGCCUUCUGGGAAAACCCAUUGGAUGUAAAACCUUGCAAUGUAUCACAACAAAUGUCAUGCUUCAAUCACAUUUUCUGAUAGCUAGGUGCGGUAGUUAAACGGAUAUUACUCCAUGAUUUAGUUUGUAAUCAAAUGAAGGGUUUUCCCAGGCUACCAGCUAUGUUUAAAAGAUGCUGUUCCGUCACUGUAGUGUUCUGAUUUGUUAAUCUCAAAAGUGACACGCCGGAUAGAUUGUUCUUAAGGAUCAGAAAAGGACUUUAGUUAAAGAAAUGGCUUUGGAGUUACUGUAAGAAGGAUGUGAUACCCAGGUACAAUGAAUUCGGAUGUUUUACAGAUGACCUUGCUGAAAUGUCCGAUUCCCUCUCGCUGGUACAGAAAUUAUUAUUAUUAUUAUUUUUUUAUUAUAUAAAUUAUAAGAAUUAUUUGAAAACUAAAAGCAUGGCAGUAGGAUAGGUUCGUGAUUUUUAGUCACCAUGGACACAUGCAUAUAGUUGCUAGUUAGUCAUGCGUUGAAUACAAAAAUAUAUUCUUUCCAGGUACUAAACAUAGAACAAGCGACAACGUACAGCACAUGGUGUCUUCCCGUCCGUCCCGAGUGACAAACUGGGCCCAGAAUAGUUGAUAAACAGGUGAGAUGCGCUGUGGGAUUUGGAGUCUUGCAGCAGCUCUUUUGCCUGAGCAAAACUGAUGGAACUUCGGCAUAACAGGCUACACCACAGCGUGAGGUGAUGUUAUUCAGCCACAGCAUGGCCCUUUGAGGUUUAUGAUGCUGUGCACAUUUCUGAGAUUUUUUUUUUCCCCCCCUCCUUCUCUUGCAACCUGGCAACCGCUCAAUAAAUAAGUGGUAGGGAAGUCAUAGCUCAGUGCUUAGAGGUGUCUUUUGGAUCGUAUCCUGCCUCAAUGCUAAACCACUCUAUACACUCUUCUGCCAAACGUACGAAUGCAAACGUACCUUAGUAGACAAUCUCUGUAUUAAAACUCAUUUUUUAUCUCCUUGGUUUGAAAUGUAACAGAAUCGACCCUUCAAACUUCUCAACGUUUUCUGUAUUAAUUUACCAUUGUAAAAAAAGAAACCUUUUUUUUCCCGCUCUUUAUCUUAAAUAGUGCAAUAUGUGAUGUCAAAUGUGCCUAUUUUUACUGUAUGCCUUUAUUUUUUAUACAUGUUGUACAGCCCAAAUGAUAAAUCCUUACGGUUAAUCCUUUCGGAUGUGCCUGGUUUCACUUGUGUGACAUUAAACAAGGUGCAAAGGUUUUAAAAAAGUCCAUCAAAAAUGUAAUAAAUUUCUUUCUGAUUUCUA